UUAUCUCCUUUCUACAGGGAGUCGCCCAUAGUAACCGCUCGAGCUGCUCAGACCGGAAUCUCCAGCAAAGAUGACGAGAGUAAAAUAAAGCGACAGAAACGAGUAAACAUGAUGAGGACACUCACGGAUGAGAAAUAUUAAUACACGGAAAUAACACCCCUGAAGUGCUCGUGCUGGAUAUUUCCGAGUGAAUUCCGGUGUUAGCCGUCAUGAGAUGACUGUGAAUCGGAUCUUUAUGAUCGUGACCAGAUCUGUGAGGAUUUAAAUAUGUUGUCCGUGUCAGUCUGAGGAGAAAUAUUCACUGAUGAUUGUAUGAGAGGCUUUCAGCGGUGUGUGUGGUGGAGACAUGAAGACAGUGCUCGUGUUGAGCUGUCUGCUGUUAAUCGCUCUAGCAGAAGAUCCGGAUCAACUCGAUCAGAAGCAGAUCCCGGUUCAGUACCUUCACAUCGGCGACGGCUCCUCAAGGGAGUUUGAGUUUCCGCAGAACACGCGUGGCGUGAUCGUGAUUUCCAGCGGGUAUCGCAGCUCCGGAGGUCGGAAGGGUCGCGAGAGCCUGAAACAGACGGUUCGGGUGAGGUCUCUGGACCCGGACGUCAUCUCCAUCCUUAACGUGACGGACAGCGGGCGAACGGGAGUCGCAAGCAGCUACGUAAUCAGCAUCCGCUCUGGGGUUCCGGGAACGGCUCCGUUGCUCAUCCAGCUGCUGGAUCUAGACAGCGACUUAGAGCCAGUUCUCAUCGAGGAGCGGAGCGAUUACUCCAUCAGGGUGGCGGCAGGCAGCGUUGACGACCCGGCCGCCCGGCUCCUGGAGUCCGGCGGGCUGACGCACUUUUCGGAGAACCCGAUCCUCUUUGCGCUGCUGCCGCUCAUCUUCAUCAACAAGUGCGCGUUCGGCUGUAAGGUGGAGGUGGAGGUGUUGGCGGCUCUGCUCAAGAGGCCGGUGCCGUUGCUGCUGGGCGUAGUGGGACAGUUCCUCAUAAUGCCGCUCUACGCAUACGGCCUGUCCCGGCUGGCGGCGCUCCCCAAGGCGCUGUCGCUGGGCCUGGUCAUCACCUGCUCGGCUCCGGGCGGAGGCGGCGGGUACCUGUACAGCCUGCUGCUAGGCGGAGACGUCACCCUGGCCAUUAGCAUGACUCUCAUCUCCACCGUGGUCGCGACCGCAGCCAUGCCGCUGUCCUCGGCCUUCUACGGCUGGCUGCUGGGCGUCCAUGCCGCUCUCCACGUGCCCUUCAUCAAGAUCCUCGGCACGCUGCUCUUCAUCGCCAUCCCCAUCUCGCUGGGCAUGCUGGUGAAGCUGCGUCUGCCCGCCGUCACCCGCGUCCUGCUCGCCCUCAUCCGCCCCUUCAGCUUCGUGCUCAUCGUGGGAGGGAUCUUCAUGGCCUAUCAGAUGGGCUCCUCCAUCCUGGCCAAUGUGCGCGCCCCGAUCGUAGCGGCGGGCGUGACCGUGCCCAUCUUCGGGCUGCUGGUGGGGUUUGUAAUGGCGCGGGUAGCGGGGCUGGCGGUGCCGCAGAGGAAGACGGUCAGUAUUGAGGUGGGCGUGCAGAACAGUCUCCUGGCGCUGGCCGUCAUGCAGCUGUCGUUCCAGCGGGCCGAGGCGGACUACGCCUCACAGGCGCCCUUCAUCGUGGCCCUCAGCAGCACGUCAGAGAUGCUCCUGCUGGUGCUCGUGCACUUCGCCCACCGACGCCUGUGCCUGCCGUCCGCCUCGCGAACCGUCGCAUGAUCGCCAAUUCAAAGCCAAUCGCUGCCAAACAUUACUGCCAGAACGGACCCGGUCUGCGGACGUAUCUCUGUCUUACAACCAAAGGCCUUCGCUCGUUAAUUUCAGCCUUUUUUAAUCAGAUUUUAAUCUUACGUGCAUUACAAUGACAGUGUUUAUGGAAGAUAUACGAGAUAUUUUUCUAAGUAAUUUUGCUGUUUGUUAUUUUGUAAUUCAGAUGGUUUGUUUGUACCCUGUUUACAGAAGAUGUUGCUGUUGAUUGUUCAUGUGAUUGAACCAUGCGCAAUGGUGACAUGUGAUUAAAUGCUUUUUGACAAGACAAACCGGUGUGUUUUGGUAUUAGGCGCCUUGAAUUGUAUUUGAUCAUGACUGAAGAGGUCAGCGAUUGAUCUCGUCAAUCACACCUGCAAAAUGUUCCAAGGAUUAGUUCACUUUCAAAUGAAAAUUAGCCCAAGCUUUACUCACCCUGAAGCCAUCCUAGGUGUGUAUGACUUUCUUCUUUCUGAUGAACACAAUCAGAGUUAUAUUAAUAAAUAUCCUGACGCGUCCGAACUUUAUAAUGGCAGUGAACAGGACCAAAGAGUAUGAAACUCAAGAAAGUGCUUCCAUCCUUCAUAAACGUACUUCACACGGCUCCAAGGGGUUAAUAAAGGCCUUCUGAAGGGAAGCGAUGCAUUUGUGUAAGAAAAAUAUCCAUAUUUAACAAGUUAUAAAGUAAAAGAUCUAGCUUCCGCCAGACCGCCUUCUGUAGUCAAGUUACGCUUUUUCCGUAAGUUGAAUAGGGAAGGCGUAGGAUGUAGUGUAAGCAUUUUGAACUGCAAGUUUUACACUUUCUUCGUAAAUUGAAUACAGAAGGCGGUCUGGUGAAGCUAGAUAUUUUACUUCAUAACCUGUUAAAUAUGGAUAUUUUUCUUACACAAAUGCAUCGCUUCACUUCAGAAGGCCUUUAUUAACCCUCCCAGAGCCAUGUGGAGUAUGUUUAUGAUGGAUGGAUGUGGAUGGCUGCACUUUCUUCAGCUCAUACUCAUUGGUAUCGCUCACAGCCAUUAUAAAGCUCGGAUGCGUCAGGAUACUUAUUAAUAUAUCUCAGAUUGUGUUCAUCAGAAAGAAUUAAGUCAUAUACACUUAGAAUGGCUUAAAGGGUGAGUAAAGCUUGAGGUAGUAUUCACUUUAAAGUGAACUAAUCCUUUAAAAACAGACUUUACCUUUCUAAAAUGUGUCAUAUUAUGCUGUCUAUGUGAAAGUAUUUUUUAUUAACAUCAAAACAACAAUCACUGUUAACCUUUGCCCUGAGUUCUCCACUGAAAUGUGUUUUGAUCCUGUUUCCUCAGGUGUUACGAAUGGCUUUGAGAAUCAUGGCCCUUUCAUUUCAAUACAAAUACAAGGCUAACAUGUUCCUUUGAA
Ctenopharyngodon idella (grass carp) is the source of this 3124-nucleotide messenger RNA. It is a transcript of the gene slc10a3, whose product is annotated as solute carrier family 10 member 3. The coding region runs from base 347 to 1723 and encodes 458 amino acids. Lineage: Eukaryota; Metazoa; Chordata; Actinopteri; Cypriniformes; Xenocyprididae. The transcript has a single exon. The record is from RefSeq and is a predicted model, not a curated record. Gene Ontology annotation, cellular component: membrane. Gene Ontology annotation, molecular function: bile acid:sodium symporter activity. Gene Ontology annotation, biological process: bile acid and bile salt transport.